Leucoraja erinaceus (little skate) is the source of this 1903-nucleotide messenger RNA. It is a transcript of the gene cbsa, whose product is annotated as cystathionine beta-synthase a. Gene Ontology annotation, cellular component: cytoplasm. Gene Ontology annotation, molecular function: cysteine synthase activity; cystathionine beta-synthase activity. NCBI's taxonomy places the organism in Eukaryota, Metazoa, Chordata, Chondrichthyes, Rajiformes, Rajidae. The record is from RefSeq and is a predicted model, not a curated record.
GGUCGGCCGGUCCCCCGCCCCCCCCGGGCUUUAAAGCCACUGCGGCCGGAACCUGAACCGGACAGCGAGGCGGACGGCAGCGGGAGAAUGAACAUGCAGCCGGCGGUGAACGGCGAGGAUCGCCAGUGGAUGCGCCCAGACUUGCGGAGCCGCUGUAGCUGGAGUUUGUGCCCGGGGGGGCCGAGCCCCCACCCCCACCGUAGCGGGUCUCCGGCCCCCAACAUCCUGACCGACAUCCUGGGGCAGAUCGGCAACACUCCGCUGGUCCGUCUCAACAAGAUCCCCCAGGCGCAUGGACUGCAGUGUGAGCUGUUGGCCAAGUGUGAGUUCUUCAAUGCGGGGGGCAGCGUGAAGGAUCGCAUUGCCGUGCGGAUGUUGGAGGAUGCAGAGAGAGCUGGGACCCUCAAACCGGGAGACACCAUCAUCGAACCCACCUCAGGGAACACAGGGAUCGGCCUGGCGCUGGCUGCGGCCGUCAAGGGCUAUCGCUGCAUCAUCGUGCUGCCCGAGAAGAUGAGCAACGAGAAGGUGGAUGUGCUGCGGGCUCUGGGCGCUGAGAUCGUGCGGACACCCACUCACGCCGCCUUUGACUCGCCCGAGUCCCACGUGGGGGUCGCCUGGAGGCUGAAGACCCAGAUCCCCAACUCCUGCAUCCUCGACCAGUACCGUAACGCCAGCAACCCGCUGGUCCACUACGACGAGACGGCUGAAGAGAUCCUGAAGCAGUGUGAUGGGAGAGUGGACAUGCUGGUGGCUGGAGCCGGCACCGGGGGGACCAUCACUGGCAUCGCCCGCAAACUGAAGGAGAAAUGUCCGCAGUGCCAGAUUGUCGGUGUUGAUCCGGAAGGUUCCAUCCUGGCGGAGCCGGCACAACUCAACCAGACGGACGUCAGCGGCUACGAGGUGGAGGGAAUUGGUUACGACUUCAUCCCCACCGUCCUGGACCGAUCGGUGGUGGACAAGUGGUACAAGAGCAGUGAUGAACGUUCCUUCCUCAUGGCUCGGCAACUGAUCCGGGAGGAGGGGCUGCUCUGUGGUGGUAGCUCCGGGAGCGCCGUCUCAGUUGCCGUGGAAGCGGCCCGUGGUCUGGCCGCUGGUCAACGAUGUGUGGUCAUCCUGCCCGACUCCGUCCGCAACUACAUGACCAAGUUCCUCAGCAAUGACUGGAUGGCGCAGAAGGGAUUCCAACAGAAACUUCCGGAAGAUGUCCAGCAGCCCUGGUGGUGGCGAGCACGCGUGAAGCAGCUGGACGUCUCGCGGCCGCUGACCCUCCCUCCCUCGCUCUCUGUCCGCGGCGCCUUGGACACUCUGCGGCAGCGAGGGGGUGAGCGGGCGGCCGUGCUGGGUGAGGGCGGACCGGUCCUGGGAGUGGUGACCCUCAGCCAUUUGCUUCGCUCUGUCCUGGCUGCCAAGGUUCAACGUGAUGACCCAGUGGACCAAGCUCUCAUCAUGCAAUUUCCACAGGUCGAGGCUGAGGAUGAGCUGGGAGCUGUGGCCGGACGAUUGGACGCUUCCCCCUUCGCUCUGGUCAUGGAUCGCCAGAAAAUACCGCCGGUGGUCACUGGUAUCCUAACGCCCGGUGACCUGCUGGAUUUUAUCACACGAGAGAAGGUCGUCUGCUCAGAAUGAGGGUCCCGGCCAGUGGGGAACGCUCUCAUCUGCUGCAACUCUGGAAUAGUCUCAGGUACUGAGGGCUUCCCAUGUGUCUUGUGUGGGCCUGGGACUGGCUGCUCCACUGUCUGCCCUCCUGUCUGCUUGCUGUCUGCUGUCUACUGUCUGCGCCUGGGUGCUCCCACAAGUAAAGCGGUGAAAUCUGGCUGUCAGUUGUGAUGUUGCUGACUUCUGCAAUUGUGAUCAGUUACAAACUCUGUAACGCUGAUUUAAUAAACAAUUUGAUUUCCUA